AUGACAAGACACAAGGCGGAAGCCGAAGAGACCUCUCCUCUGUCAGGCAAACCUCAUGGAAUUAAGAGACUGUUUCGUCAACUAGUACCUUAUGGAUUCUGUUAUGAGGCAAAGAAGCAGCUUGAGUUGGCCAUACCUGUGUUCUUAUCUCAAAUGAUGGUACUGCUUGUAUUGAUUGUGAGUUCUGUGUUCUGUGGCCAUUUAGGAAAAAUUGAAUUGGAUUCUGCUAUGCUAGCUUCAACUGUCAUAAAUAUAACUGGCAUAUACAUCGGCUCUGGAUUAAGUGCCGGAUGUGAUACACUGAUGUCCCAGACAUAUGGCAGCAAGAAUUUGAAGCGAGUGGGAACAAUCCUGCAGAGAGGAAUUCUUAUUCUAAUGCUUUGCUGCUUCCCUUGCUGGGCAAUAUUAAUUAAUACGGAGCAGAUCCUUCUACUGUGCAAACAGAACCCAGAUAUUGCCAGGCUAACGCAAAAGUAUGUGAUGAUCUUUUUACCUGGUCUACCUGCAGUAUUUCUUCAGCAGUUGCAAUCAAAAUAUUUAUACAAUCAGGGUAUAAUAUGGCCUCCAUUUUUCACUGGUGUAGCAGUAAACAUCAUCAAUGCUGUUGUCAAUGCUAUUUUCAUAUACGUCCUUAAGAUGGGCAUAGAAGGUUCAGCUUGGGCAAACACAAUUUCUCAGUGGACAAUGUCACUUUUACUUUUUACAUACACAGUGGUUAAAAAAGUGCAUGUGGAAACAUGGGGAGGAUGGUCCAAAGACUGCCUUCAGGAGUGGGAUAUAUUCUUACGCCUUGCUAUCCCGAGCAUGCUGAUGCUUUGCAUUGAAUGGUGGAGUAUUGAAAUCGGAGGUUUUUUCACAGGGCUUAUUAGUGUUGUGGAGCUGGGGGGACAAGUCAUUAUGUUGCAGUUGUUAACAUUGGCUAUAAUGCUUCCAAUUGGCUUUGGCACGGCUGCCAAUGUCAGGAUUGGAAAUGCUUUAGGAGCUGGAGACAUCGAACAAGCCAUAAAGUCUUGUAAAGUUGUACUUUGCUGCACAGCAAUUGGUUGCUUGUUGAUCAGCAGUAUUGCACUUGCACUGAAAAAUGUCAUAGGUUAUAUGUUUACAACUGAUAGGGAUAUUGUUGGUUUAGUUUCAAAACUCAUGCUCCUAUUUGCUCCACUUCACCUGUUUGGUGGUACAACUGUAACUUGCUGUGGAAUAUUAAGAGGAAUGGGAAAGCAAAAAAUUGGUGCUAUUACAAAUAUUUUUGGUUAUUACUUCAUUGGGAUUCCGGUUGGAUUAUCGCUGAUGUUUCCAGCAAAACUUGGGGUUAUAGGUCUAUGGAUUGGAAUGUUUUGUCCGCUAAUGCUGCAAAUUUGCAUCUAUAUACCCUACAUCUUUUGCAUUAACUGGUACAAUGUCUGUGAAGAGUAUUGA
Nanorana parkeri is the source of this 1416-nucleotide messenger RNA. Its product is annotated as multidrug and toxin extrusion protein 2-like. The transcript is spliced from 16 exons. Gene Ontology annotation, molecular function: antiporter activity; xenobiotic transmembrane transporter activity. Lineage: Eukaryota; Metazoa; Chordata; Amphibia; Anura; Dicroglossidae. Bases 1 to 1416 code for a protein of 471 amino acids. The record is from RefSeq and is a predicted model, not a curated record. Gene Ontology annotation, biological process: xenobiotic detoxification by transmembrane export across the plasma membrane. Gene Ontology annotation, cellular component: membrane.